Diachasmimorpha longicaudata is the source of this 3932-nucleotide messenger RNA. RefSeq names its product BOS complex subunit NOMO3. Gene Ontology annotation, molecular function: carbohydrate binding. The transcript is spliced from 3 exons. The record is from RefSeq and is a predicted model, not a curated record. Gene Ontology annotation, cellular component: endoplasmic reticulum membrane. Lineage: Eukaryota; Metazoa; Arthropoda; Insecta; Hymenoptera; Braconidae. The coding region runs from base 144 to 3773 and encodes 1209 amino acids.
AAGCGCAGAGUUGUUGUGUUGGAGGUUAGGGAAUAGGUGUACACGUACUAUUCACUCAGUCGUUCAUUACUACUAAUUUUAAAGCGUUAAUUAGGAGAAAUUAGAUUAUGUUCAGACGUUUUUUCAUUCAAUAAAGCGCAAAAAUGAUAGUGUAUUCGAGUUUUAUAAUUUUCAUCGCUGCAGUCCUCUCAGUAAUUCAGGGACUCGUUGCUGAGGAAAUUUUGGGUUGUGGGGGAUUCAUUAAGAGUCACGCGAGCAUUGAUUACUCAAAAGUUCACAUAAAACUCUACACAAAAUCUGGAAGUUUGAAGGAUCAAACAGAAUGCGCUCCGAACAAUGGUUAUUAUUUUCUUCCUCUGUACGAUAAGGGCGAGUACAUUCUCAAGGUUGUACCACCUCGAGGUUGGAGUUUCGAACCUACAGAGAUAUCUCUCGACGUUGAUGGUAGAACGGACAUUUGUAGUCAGGGUAAAGACAUAAACUUCACGUUUAAGGGCUUUGGUAUAGCUGGACGUGUAACUAGCUCUCAGUCAAGCCCUCAAUCUCAGGGCCCAGCAGGAGUGACAGUUGUUCUUUACAAGGAUAAGAUCGACAAGGAAAAUUCAAUUGGUACCACCACCACGUCCAAGGGAGGAAUAUUCUCUUUCACUCCAAUUCAGCCAGGGAAGUACAUCCUAGUUGCCACCCACCCUAUCUGGAAGAUGGAGAAGAAUACCGUAGAAGUCAUCGUGAAGGAGGGAAAUACUGAGCUUCCUGACAACAGCCUCACCGUCUUCGGGUACGAUGUGAAUGGUCGAGUCAUGAGUGAGGAUAAUCAACCAGUCACAGGAGUCUUCUUCGUUCUCUUUGGAACAGGAGCGUUCAAGGAUUGCUCAACAGUCCCACAGACAAUGGAAAUAACAAGUGAUCCCACCUGGGGAAAGCCCCUUUGUCACGUAACAUCAGAUACCUCAGGGAAAUUUCGAUUUCCAGCUUUGACAAAUGGAAAUUAUCGUCUGAUUGCUCAUUAUUCCGCUCCUCAGACUAAAUUCCAUGUUCAACCUUCUGAAUUAACCUUUACCAUUGAUCAAGGCAGUGUAACACUUCCACAAGAGUUCAGAAUAAUUGGUUUCACUGUCAGUGGAAUAGUCCUUUUAUCGUCUUCAAAGGACAAAAUUCCCCUUUCAAAUGCUAAAAUCUUUAUCUCUGGGAAGCAAGUUGCUACCACUGAUACAAAUGGUCGUUAUUUAAUCGAUAAAAUGAAAGCAGGUCAAUAUUCAUUGAAAAUCGAUGCACCUGACGUUAAAUUCGAUGAAGUAAACGUAAAAAUUUCUGCAAGUUCUCCAGAACUUCCAAUUUCCACUCCAAGUUCUUACAAAGUAUGUGGAACAGUGACAUUAUCAGCUAAAGGCACUCUUCAUCAUCGUAAAGUGAUUAUCGAAAAUGCAGGGGCUACGUUUCACAGGGAAAUUGAUACAGAUCCCAAGACUGGUGAUUACUGUCUCUAUUUACCUCCAGGAAAAUAUCAAUUCAGUGUUGAAGUGAAUACUGAAGAGAAAACGAAAGGACUUCAAUUUUUUCCACUCCAGCAAACAAUUGAUGUCUCUGGAAAGCCUAUCAAGAACGUUAACUUCCUUCAACUUAAAGCUACAUUAUCAGGCUCCAUCAAGUGCCUGAGCAGUGACUCCAGCUGCAAUCAAGCCUUCGUCACCCUGAAAGUCCUCGAUGGACUCACAGUAAAAACAAUUCAAGCACAGAAUGGGAAUUAUGAGUUCAGUGAAAUUCUCCCAGGUCAUUACGAAGUACUUAUUGACACUGACAUCUUCUGCUGGGAGAGCCCCAUUCAACAGAUCUCUGUAACAUCUGAGAAAGCUACUGUUCCACCAUUCAAACAAACAGGCUUCACAGUCACUUUCAUCUCCUCCCAUGACUCAGCAGUGGAAUUCUUUGAUCCUGGAAAAUCCAAGAAAAUAGCCCUGACUCUACCCAUGGGCAGCACAAGACACUGUGUCUCAAGCCCAGGAAUCUAUAAAUUUAUCCCCAAGAGCUGUCAUAUUUAUGGAAAGGAGUACUACACUUGGGAUACAACAAAUCAAAGCCCAAUAAUUCUAACGUCUAAUGAACACAGACACAGGGGGAAAAUUAUGGUACCUUCAUCAUCGUCAGAGGUUGGGGAAGUUGAUAUUAAAGUGAAGAUCGAGGCAGGGGACAAGACUAUUCACUCACCAGUGAAAUUCUCAAGAACGAAGGACAACUAUCAGUAUCUUUUCGAGUUCAAUGCAAAUGUUGAUACAAUUUACGUUAUUACUCCUCAAUCGGAUAUCAUCCUAUUUUCUCCACCAUCACUGAAGAUCACAGGAACCAAUGAUUGCAACAAUGAGGCAGCUAUUUUCAAUGGACAAGUCGGAAGGAUCAUCGAGGGAAAGGUAUCGCCACCCCUCGAGGGAGUGACAAUCAGAAUAUUUGGAAGGGAUAAAGGGGCGCCAGUGCACACUCUGGUGACUCCACAGGACGGCAAGUACAGGGUUGGACCCUUGGAUGGAAGCAUGGACUACACAGUGACAGCAGAAAAAUCUGGAUUUUCGAUAACUGAAAAUCGUGACGCCGAUGGAGUCUUUUACGCAGAAAAACUUGCUGAAGUGAUCGUUGAUGUUGUUGAUCAAGCAGAUGAAUCUCCUCUUCAAGGAGUUUUACUGUCAUUGUCGGGUGGUCAGGGGGGUUAUAGAAAGAACAGUAUGACGGGUAGUGAAGGGCGAUUGGUGUUUAAUUCAUUGUCUUCUGGGGAGUACUAUCUGCGAGCUAUGAUGAAGGAGUACAAGUUCGAUCCUCCAUCGAAGAUAAUUAAAGUGUCUGAGGGGGCAACUGUUCGAAUCAAACUGAUAGCCAAGAGAGUUGCCUUCAGUGCUCAUGGAAUGGUGACUUCGUUGAACGGAGAACCCGAGCCUGGACUGAUUGUCGAGGCCCAAGGGUUGUCUGGUAGCCUCAAGAAUUCCCCAUCAUCUUCCUGUGAUUCUCUGCAAGAGGAAGCCACCACUGAGGAGAAUGGCAGAUUCAGGAUAAGAGGACUCGAGCCAGGAUGUCAUUAUGUUGUGAAGCUGAAGGACAAUGAGUUCCAGACUAAUUCCAGGGUCUAUAGAGCUUCUCCUGAUGGAAUUGAUGUAGAGGUUGUUGAUAGGGAUGUUGAGGGGCUCAGGUUUAUUGCCUUUCAUCCCAUUCCUAGGACCGAUGUGUCGGUUCAUGUGAUUGCUGAUCAGGUUGAACAUUAUAAGGGUUUGAAGGUGAAACUUUGUAGGGAAGAUCAGCCUGAUUCACCCAUUCAUUCGGUCAGAAUUGAUCCUCAACAAGCUAGUAAAUUCACUAGUUAUAGUAAUCCUGGGUUCUUGAUGCACUUUCCUGCAUUACAAUCCAAUGGAAAAAAAUAUUUUGUCCAGCUCGAGUCGUCUCUAUCUCCAGCUCUUUACAAGUACAAGGUUAUUCCUAGUUAUUUCGAAGCAAAUACAUCUUUCAAAGCAUUGACUUUGAUUUUUAAGGCUGAACGAAGGAUUGAUCAUGGAGAAAUGAAUCAGAGCUCAAUGAUUGCUCUCCCUUUUAUCAUGAUCGUGGCAAUCGCGUUCUUGAAUAGGGAGAAGUUGUGGAGUUGGUUAAAUAUCAGGAUUGAACAGUGGUCAAAAGCAGGACCUGUUCAGAGGAGUCCUGCUAUUCAGAGCAUUCCCAUUGAUCCCAGGACUGAUGAUAUUAUUGUCGAACAGAUUAUGAAUAUCAACAAGAGGAAGACUAAGCCGAGGAAGACGUAGUUGGGGAAAAGUUAGGGCAAUUGUGAAAGUGUUUUGAGUAAUUGUUUUAUUUGACGUCAUUGUAAAUACAAAUUGAGAUUUGUACAUCUGUAAUUGCUUGUGUGGGGAGGAGAAUAAAUUAAUCUGAGGUAAUUACUGCCACAGAUGUACGAAAUGAUU